UACACCAUAAUGAAAAUGGAUCCAACAACAAAACCUAUCCAUAUCAGAACCUAUGAUGAUUAUUCAGUGGCCCUGCAUAGUCCCUUUCACUGGUUUGCGGACACCGACAAAGUGUACAGUAGUUUGUCAGCUGUGGGUAAUCGGGACUGACACAUUCUUGAGCAAAUCACUGAAUUCCGUUGCAACUCUGAGUACUACUUUACUCCCUUGCACGUCGCGACUGGCAGGCUAUGCUUUCUUCACUUGUAAACAUCGGCUACAUGUAUUCGGGCAUGUAGUUCAUGUGAACGCGAGGCUCCUCCAGCUUCAAGACCCUCCUUCAUUCUCGCACCGCAGCCCAACCGAGCAGACUGAAGAACAAACUCCCUUUCUCUCAAUCCAACGGAUUUGUAUUCUUUAAAUUCGCGUACUGUAGGCGACGAGCGCUCACCAUCCUCUGCUGUACGGGACCGUGGACAAUGUUUCUCUUGCAGUAUAGAGGACUGAAUCCGCUAUCCUUUGACCCGUCCUCCAACAACGAGCCCCUGCAGUUCAGCAACUCCAACGGGCCACUGGUGUCAGACUGUCCUCUGGAAAACGGAGCUGAGAACCGCAAUAAGAGGAAGAGACCCAGCCUACCUCCAGAAGGGAUUCAUAACAUGUCCAUGGACUCCAGCCCAAUGACAAUGCCUAUGUCAGACCCCAACGCCUGGGCCACAGCUAUGAAUAACCUGGGCAUGGCUCCCAUGGGCAUGACAGGACAACCCCUUAUGUCAGAUUUUGACUCAGGCCUUGGCAUGAUGACGGGCAUCGCUCCCAUGAACCCCAUGAUGCCUGGCCUUGGUUACGUACCCCCGCCCCCCCUUCCCCAAGAUCUGCCCAUCGUCAAGGAGAUCAUCCACUGCCAAAGCUGCACCCUCUUCCCCCCCAACCCACACCUUCCCUCUCCGGCCAUGAGGGAGCGCCCUCCAGGUUGUAAAACGGUGUUUGUGGGCGGUCUGCCAGAGAAUGCCACCGAGGCACUCAUCGUGGAGGUGUUUGGCCAGUGUGGUGACAUCAUCGCCAUCCGCAAGAGCAAGAAGAACUUCUGCCACAUCCGAUUCACUGAAGAGUUCACUGUAGACAGAGCCCUCUUCUUGUCUGGCUACCGUAUGCGUCUGGGCUCCAGUACAGACAAAAAGGACACAGGGCGACUCCAUGUGGAUUUUGCCCAAGCCAGAGAUGACCUGUAUGAGUGGGAGUGUCGUCAGCGCAUGUUUGCCAGAGAGGAGAGGCACCGCAGGAGGAUGGAGGAGGACCGUUUCAGACCCCCCUCUCCUCCACUCAUCGUGCAUUACACAGACCACGAGUGUAGUCAGCUGGGAGACAAGAUUAAAGAUGAGGCAGCGUUUGCAGAGGCGGUGCGCGUGCUGCUGACGUGGGUGGAACGCGGCGAGGUGAACCGUCGUAACGCCAACAACUUCUAUUCCAUGAUCCAGUCGUCCAACAGCCACAUCCGCCAGCUGAUGUGUCAAAAGGCCACCCACGAGAAGGAGAUGGAGGAAGCCAAGGACAAGUUCAAGAGCGCUCUAUCUGGCAUCCUGGCACAAUUUGAGCAGAUUGUGUCUGUAUUCCACGCUGCUUCCAAACAAAAGGCAUGGGACCAUUUCUCCAAAGCUCAACGCAAGAACCUGGACGUGUGGCGCAAGCAAGCAGAGGAGAUCAGAAACAUGCAGAAUGAAGAGCUGAUGGGGAUCAGACGAGAGGAGGAAAUGGAGAUGUCUGACGAUGACAUGGAGGAUACACACAACCCUGACGAAUCAGGCCCUGUGUCCCAGGCGGAGGCUCUAAAGGAGGAGAAUGACUCUCUGCGCUGUCAGCUGGAUGCCUACAGAAACGAGGUGGAGCUGCUGAAGCAGGAGCAGGGCAAGAACCAAGAACACACACCUCCACAACACAGUGAAGAGGACGCCUGCAGGCAGCAACAACUAACCUUUCUACAACAGGCACUACAGGGCAUGCAGAAGCAACUGCUGAAGAUGUGUGAAGAAAUGAAACAGCGGGAGGCAGAGAUGGAGAAGACUGUGGAGGACAAACAUCAGCUGGAGAGUGAAGUAAAGAGCCUCAAGGAAGGACUGCAGAGCCUGAAAGCACUGACAACAAACACACCGCAGGAGGCUUCAGCGUUAGAAGUGGUGUCCUGCAGUCAGGAGAAGGAGAGUCUGCCCCCGGAGAAGAGUCCCUCCAAUCCUGUUCACUCUGAGAGAGAAGCCUUGCUAGUUGGGAUCAUCUCUGCAUUCCUCCAUGUCCAUCCGUUUGGAGCCAGCAUCGAGUACAUCUGCUCCUACCUACAGCAGCUGAACACCAAGAUAAAUACAGGGGAGGUGGAUGCUCUACUGGGUCGGCUGCCCUGUACCUUCAGACAGGAGUUGACGGGAGUAGGCGCCAGCCUGGAGAAACGCUGGAAGUUCUGUGGCUUCGAAGGCAUCAUGAUCACAUAGAGCAUUACGGGGACACGGGGGAGGACAUCACAGGGACACAGAAGAAACAGCAUUGAGCUCAGGCUGAAUUAUUAGGACACUGUAUUAUGGAGACCGGUACUGGUCCCUGAGACGUUGCUCACCGGUCCCUGCGAUGGUUAACUGGCCUUGGUUUAGUCCGUUCUUAAGAGCUAGUUAUAAUGUAAACAGUUUGCUGGUCCCAGGUAUAAAUAAGGUUGAGAAACACUGGCAUAGAGCCCUGGCUGUAUUAUUAGGACACAGAAGUAAAAUCAUAGAGCUCAGGCUGCAGAGCAGGCUGUGACACUGAGGAAACAGCCUCUCUGUAUGGAUGACAGAGAGGGUGACUCGUCUCCAGGGUGAUGGAGAUCUCUAUAACACCACCAAAUCCACGAUGCUCUUCUCUGUGCCCAAUUUUGCAAAGCCUCAUGGGAUAGAACACCACAUUGGGAGUCCCAAAGGAGUAUCAGUCCGAAGGCGCCAGGGCAUUGGCUGUUUGUCCUUCACAUGGGCGGACCAGACCAGUCCCAGAGCCUCUAAUUGGUUAACUCUGCUGUCACUCAGCUAGGAAUGCUACCAAAGGGGGUUAUCAGGAUCUGCUGAACAUUUUCCACCUCCCACCCCUCUGGCCUCUCUCGCUCUCUCUUUUUUUGUUUUUAUAAUUCUAUGAAUAAAAA
Molecule: messenger RNA, 3133 nt
Organism: Oncorhynchus keta (chum salmon)
Lineage: Eukaryota; Metazoa; Chordata; Actinopteri; Salmoniformes; Salmonidae
Product: ecto-NOX disulfide-thiol exchanger 2-like
Exons: 14
Coding region: 459-2459 (666 amino acids)
Biological process (GO): ultradian rhythm
Cellular component (GO): external side of plasma membrane; plasma membrane
Molecular function (GO): protein-disulfide reductase activity; RNA binding
Source: RefSeq, a predicted model, not a curated record